AUGAAAGCUGACGGCACAGUUGUUGGCUAUGAGGAGGCUGACAUUGUCCAGCUCCAUGCCACGAACGCAGCUCUCCGGGCUUACGAUGACAAUAAGAUAAUGCUACCACAGGGCGUGUCCAUUGCCUCGUACUAUCAGCUCAAGUUUGAAGAUGAUGACGACCAAGAGCAUUCUGUUGCUACACAUAUCAUCAAUUACAAUAAGAGGUGUCUGUACACUAUGUCUGCCGUCAUCAAAUUAUUCCUCGGGCACAAUCGCGACCCUUCCGAUAUCAAUGUUUCAACAUCCGCCCUUUACAUACUCUCACCACACCCAUGCCAUGGACGCUUUCGAUGCCGUUUGAGCAUGGGGUGGCCCAUGACAUGUCGCAGCUCGAGGAAAUACCAUUUACACGCUACUGGAGCUCACCUCAAAGCUUGCUGUACAUAUUUUCCGCCGCUUCCGGCGCCCCCUACUCCUCUUACAUCUCUGUUCACACUUUCUGCAUUACCGAUACCGGAUAACAUGUUGGCAGCGGAAAUUCUACUACCCGAACCCAACGCAUCCUUCCCUGAAACAUUCAUCUACACAUCGAACAGAAACGACCCUCAUUCAGAGGGUGACACUAUUGCAAUAUUCUCUCUCACCGCCGGAGAGGCCAGAGCUUGUGAACGAGGUGGUGUGGAAGGUGGCGGAGUGGAGGUAUUUGAGAGGAUUGAUGGUGGUACUAGAACAUCGUCACGUGUGCGAUAUAGGAUCUCGCCCCGGAGUCCCAUAACGGGUACUCGCUAUUGUGGAUGUCUGGUAUGCUUCAAUACAAUCACCGCAGAGUCGGUUAUCGUCGAGGGCAGAAUUACAAAGAAAAGACGAACCGGCGAAUACAUCUUGAAUAUCAUCUUCUGGUGCACAAUUCUCUCGUUCAUUAUCCACAGCAGCAGUAUCUUGGAGAUGUCGAACUGA
Messenger RNA from Suillus discolor, 939 nucleotides. RefSeq lists its product as uncharacterized. NCBI's taxonomy places the organism in Eukaryota, Fungi, Basidiomycota, Agaricomycetes, Boletales, Suillaceae. The record is from RefSeq and is a predicted model, not a curated record. Bases 1 to 939 code for a protein of 312 amino acids. The transcript is spliced from 8 exons.